ACCAGUUUUCCCUAAAUAUUUCACUGACGCCAUUUUCAUCUAAAAUACUAAUGGAAAAUGAAUAUAUUUAAUCGUAACCUAUCAUAGGAAUCAUAUAUUUUGAGUCUUUUUACUAUUAAGGAGCAUGAAGAUGAAAUAUUCAAUUAGUUUAUGCUUUAUGCUCGUGAUAUUGUCUGCUUGCAGAGCUGAUGAACACAAUCAUAUAUAUGAAGAUUCUGAAGAAAUCGUAUUAUGGAUGAAUACUGUAGGACCCUAUCACAAUAGACAAGAAACAUAUGAAUACUUCUCAUUACCGUUUUGCUUGGGACCCAAAUCAACGAUAAAUCAUUAUCACGAAACAUUGGGAGAGGCCUUACAGGGCGUAGAGCUAGAGUUUAGUGGGAUAGAUAUAGAUUUUAAAGCCAAUAUGGAGAAGAAAAUGUACUGUGAAGUGCUGUUAAAUGAAGAAAAGAAUAGAAUGUUUACGUACGGUGUUAAAAAUCAUUAUUGGUACCAGAUGUAUUUAGACGAUUUACCAAUUUGGGGCAUAGUUGGAGAAAUUGAUGAGAAUGGCGAUGGAUAUUAUAUAUGGACACAUAAAAAAUUUGAUAUAGGUUACAAUGGAAAACAAAUCGUUGAUGUUAAUUUAACAUCAGAGUCUAAAACUAAAUUAUCACCCGGUGUAAAACUAACCUUUACUUAUGAAGUUACAUGGCAUCAGUCUGAUGUCAAGUUUCGUGAUCGUUUCGACAAAUACUUGGAUCCAAAUUUUUUUCAACAUAGAAUACAUUGGUUCUCAAUUUUCAACUCAUUUAUGAUGGUUAUCUUCUUGGUUGGUUUGGUAAGCAUGAUUUUGAUGAGAACUCUUCGAAAAGAUUAUGCUAGAUAUAGUAAGGAUGAUGAUCUUGACGAGAUGGAGAGAGAUUUAGGGGAUGAGUAUGGUUGGAAGCAAGUUCAUGGUGAUGUAUUUCGCCCAGCUUCCCGUUCUAUGUUUUUCUCAGCAAUGAUCGGGUCUGGUUAUCAAGUUACCGUUGUAGUCUUUUGUGUAAUAAUUUUUGCUAUCGUUGGUGAACUAUAUACUGAACGAGGAUCCCUACUAAGCACAGCAAUAUUUGUUUAUGCUGCAACUGCUCCCAUAAAUGGUUAUUUCGGUGGUUCUCUAUAUGCUCGUAUGGGUGGAAAAGUUUGGAUUCGCCAAAUGGUAUUCGGAGCGUUUUUGCUUCCCGCUGUAAUUUGUGGAGUUGCUUUCUUUAUAAACUUUAUAGCUAUCUAUUAUCAUGCCUCUCGAGCAAUUCCUUUUGGUACUAUGGUUGCUGUCGCAUGUAUUUGCCUCUUUGUCAUAUUGCCAUUAAAUUUAGUUGGCACUGUUUUGGGACGAAAUAUGGCAGGGCAGCCUAAUUAUCCUUGUCGGGUAAAUGCAGUUCCUCGACCUAUACCUGAAAAGAAAUGGUUUAUGGAACCCUCUAUUAUUGUCCUUCUUGGAGGAAUUCUACCUUUUGGAUCCAUCUUCAUAGAAAUGUACUUUAUAUUUACAUCAUUUUGGGCUUAUAAGAUAUACUAUGUUUAUGGCUUCAUGCUUCUAGUGUUUAUUAUUUUAUCAAUUGUUACUGUUUGCGUGACAAUCGUCUGUACCUACUUCUUACUGAACGCUGAGGAUUAUCGUUGGCAAUGGACAUCAUUUUUGUCAGGUGGAUCAACAUCUCUAUACGUAUAUUUCUACUCCAUUUAUUACUUUUUUUUCAAAACAAAAAUGUACGGCCUGUUUCAAACUUCGUUCUAUUUUGGGUAUAUGGCUUUAUUCAGUUUUGCUUUAGGGAUCAUGUGUGGAACUAUGGGAUAUAUUGGAACAAAUAUGUUUGUUAGAAAGAUCUACUCGACUGUUAAAAUUGAUUAA
This is a messenger RNA of Dimorphilus gyrociliatus, 1873 nucleotides long. NCBI's taxonomy places the organism in Eukaryota, Metazoa, Annelida, Polychaeta, Dinophilidae. The record is from the annotation of a GenBank genome assembly.